AUGUCUCAUGUCCUUUACGUCGCGCCCGCUCCUAAUGUCCCCUAUUUCGUACCUCACCAGUACCCUCCCGCUGGGACCGCGGUCGACCCACAGCCUAACGGAGAGAAAAUCCCAACGCUCUUCCAGUCCAUCACUAUCCGUGGAGUGACGUUCCAGAAUCGCCUCUGGCUCGCACCUCUUGCCCAGUACUCUGCCGAGAACGGCUGCAUCUCUCCCUGGCACUUGGCCCAUCUGGGUGGCAUCUUCACUCGCGGUCCCGGUCUCUCGAUGGUCGAAGCAACCGCCAUCCUCCCUGAAGGGCGCGUCAGUCCCGAAGACGCAGGCAUCUGGAACAACGAUCAAGCCAACGCCUGGGCUAAGAUUGUCGAAUUCGCCCACUCCCAAGGCCAGAAGAUUGGUAUUCAGCUCGCACACGGUGGUCGAAAGUCAUCCACGCUUGCUCUGUUCAUCCACUCUGGAGCUGUCGCCGAGGAGCAUCAGGGUGGAUGGCCCAAGGAGGUCGUCGGUCCUAGCCCGUUGGCAUAUGCAGAGGGCUAUCCCGUCCCCAAGGAGCUGACGAAGGAGGGUAUCCGGCGGAUUGUCGUCGGCUUCGUCGAGGCUGCGAAGCGCGCGGUGAAGGCCGGAUUCGACGUCAUUGAGAUUCACGGCGCUCACGGGUUCUUGAUCAGCUCAUUCUUGAGCCCGACGAGCAACAAGAGAACGGACGAGUAUGGGGGCAGCUUCGAGAACCGAAUCCGCCUGGCGAUCGAGGUCGUGGACGCGGUCCGUGGGGUUAUCCCUCCUACUAUGCCCCUAUUCAUUCGUAUCUCGGCUACAGAAUGGCUUGAGGAGUCCCUCCCUAACGAGCCUUCCUGGCGAUCCGAGGAUACAGUCAAGCUCGCAAGCAUUCUCGCCGAGCACGGCGUCGACCUCAUCGACAUAUCUUCGAGUGGCAACCACCCUGCGCAGAGGAUCAAAACCGGUCCCGCCUAUCAGGCGCCGUUCUCCGAGGCGGUGAAGAAAGCAGUCGGUGAUAAGAUCCUCGUCUCUGUAGUAGGCAGCAUCACAGACGGCAAGAUAGCGCAGGGCAUCCUCGACAAGGGUCAGUCCGACAUCAUCUUCGUUGGCCGCUGGUUCCAGAAAAACCCUUCGCUUGUCUGGACGUUCGCGGAUGACCUCGGUGUCGAGCUUCGUCAUUCACGCCAGAUUGAAUGGCCCUUCCGUGGUCGUGGACAACCGACUGAUAAGCGUGAAAGGCUAUAGAUAUUAUUAGUAUCGCAUAUGUCACCUGUAGAACGGUUCUCGGUGUCUAGACGACCUCGUGAGAGAUUACGGUUGUAUACUAUAGAUACGUGGUUAUUAGGAGAAGAAUGGGAAUCGACUCUUUAGCUACCUCUCCCUCCUGUAUGCAAAUUAAAUUGAAAUG
Messenger RNA from Dichomitus squalens LYAD-421 SS1, 1405 nucleotides. RefSeq names its product FMN-linked oxidoreductase. Bases 1 to 1242 code for a protein of 413 amino acids. Gene Ontology annotation, cellular component: intracellular anatomical structure. Gene Ontology annotation, molecular function: NADP binding; FMN binding; NADPH dehydrogenase activity. The record is from RefSeq and is a predicted model, not a curated record. The transcript is spliced from 5 exons. Lineage: Eukaryota; Fungi; Basidiomycota; Agaricomycetes; Polyporales; Polyporaceae.